AUGUUGUAUUACAUGACACAGCAACCUGCAACUGUCAACCCCAACGAGGUUCUUCUAAGUUCAGGGUCUGGUUAUGCAACCCAGAAUUACCCCAGCUCUUACCCAACUGCCGAUCCUACUCUACCAGAGGCUUCAUCGUCUACGGCCCAGGGCACCACUCCGCACUACUGUUCAGAAUGUGACCGCUCCUUCGGCGGCAACAGAGACUUGAACAAGCACAUGAAAACCCACAACAAGCCUGUCAAAUGCAAAGCCGAUCCCAACUGCAACGUCACCAAGGCAGAGCAACGGGACAUGGAUCGCCACUACCAGACCUCUCACAGAACCUACGCGGCAAGCAAGGGUAUUCUCACCGAGGAAAGGAUCUGUGGAUUUGAGGGGUGUAGAUCAAAGUUUACGAGGCAGGACAAUCUGCUCAAGCAUUGGAAGAAGUUUCACAACUACGAGCAGUAA
This is a messenger RNA of Fusarium musae, 453 nucleotides long. RefSeq lists its product as uncharacterized. The coding region runs from base 1 to 453 and encodes 150 amino acids. Lineage: Eukaryota; Fungi; Ascomycota; Sordariomycetes; Hypocreales; Nectriaceae. The record is from RefSeq and is a predicted model, not a curated record. The transcript is spliced from 3 exons.